CCGCCCCGCCAUGAAAGGCUUUGCCACAGUCAAGCGGCCGCGGGAUCUUUUUAUGAUAUUUGUUAUAUUUGCGCUCUUUUCUGUCUCACUAUACACGUCCGUUCUGGUGGUUUUCUUCGAAUCCGACAAGCGAAUCGUCCUCUCGACCGAUUACCGCCCUCAGAGGCGAUGGCAGGAGCUGACACACCUCCAGAGUCUUAUCACCGACCUUCACGGCGAAUUAAGUGAAGCUUUGGCGGAAAGAGACGGUCUUGAGAAUCAGCUGAAAGAAAUUGGCGGGAGCCAAGUUGUUCGACCAAUCAGAAACCGCGUGUCUUCUCGAUUGAGAAAUGGACCUCUGCUGGGGUGUUCUCAUAUUGAUGCGAUCCGGAUUGUUAGUACGGUGGCUGUCGGGUCGGCGAAGGUUGUGCAGAGAGGUUUGUUCGGCGCGAAAGAGGUUCUCGUGAAGAGUGUGAAGAGUAAUGGACAGAUGGUGAGAAAUUGUGGUGAAAGGAUGAGUGUUGCGGAAUGUGUCAUGCUGGGAAGAUACAGAUUGCUGAGGGAAAUAUCGAUGUUGAUCGAUUUGAGAAAUGAGAACGUUGUGGAGAUAAUUGGUCGAUGUGUUCGAGCAUCCGACGACAGUUCAGAUGUAAAUAGUCAAAACGUACUACUUGCAACAGAAUAUGGCAAAUCUGUUUCAAUAGAUCAAUUACAAUUACUUCCAUUGAAACAGAGACUAGAAUUGAGUGCGAAUCUUCUCAACUUACUCUCAUUUUUAAGUCGCUCUCCAAUCGGUUCGGUACGUAUCGAACCAUUCGAUUUAACCCAGUUUCGAAUGAUUGGCGAUCGAUUAAAAUUAACACACGUGGACAGUGUGACAUCAAGUGAACCAUCUUGUCAGAUCGACAACGACUGCAUCAUCUCAAGUCUCGUUUCAUGGCAGUCUGCAUGCCACAACUUUGUCUGCACCGGCUACAACUUAUUAUCGAAUCUCAAAGGCGCAUACAGCAACAUGUUGACGCCUCUUUUACUUGUCAAUCAAGAACUGAACAAGGAGCAAAGUCGUGAAAUAACAAACUUACUAAACUCGCUUUUGUCGGAGAGAAACAUGAGUCUAUCGUUUGUGUCCAAUAGUCUACGAAAUAUUUAUCUCGUCGAAGAGCAAAAGGAGAGAGAAGAGGACGAAGCCGCAGACAGAAUGUCACUCUUUAAUGAUCUCAACACAACGAAUUACCAACAGAAAGAAGCAGCACGAAUCGAAAAAGCACGAAAUCAAGACACGAACAAGAAGGAAGAAACGAGCGAUAUCAACGAUGGCUACAACGAGAUUAUUGACGUCGAUUUUCCGGGAAUGUACGACUAUAAUUGCCGUCGAACUCGUGCGAAAUGGGGCUGCGUGUUGGCCGUCAACGGCUUGCCGGAUGCCAAACACAAGUGCGACAGAGACGCGAUAUGCAAGGCAUUUGUUAUGGUGCCUCAUCAUUCUCGUACCGGUUGGUCGGUCGCAUUUCUUAAGAACGGCACGACGGGAUACGUGAGGCACGAGGGCACGAACGUUUACAUUAAACAGGAUGGAGUCGCCUCGCGCAUGUACACCGGCAAUCGGUCUAUUUCGAGUCAGAGGAACGACGUGUUUGCGUUGAAGGAGACACGCAGCAAGGAUGCUGUUGGUAAUGUGACUCGUUUUGGUGCAACGAGUUGUGAUAUUGAUGAUAUUAUGAGGUCACAACUCAAAGUGAGGAUUGAACGUGAGUAUCGUCUAAUGCAAGAUCUGGGCUGGCCAGGCAUGACAGACACAUCGUGGAUAACUCUCUUACGCACUGGGAUAGUGAAUGUUGCGGAUCAGAGCAAAGUUCCUGAUGACUCGAAUGGUGGCAACGUACUCGUCACAGUGUCAGGAGAUCACAUAGAGAAAGCUUGGUUUAAGGUUGAACCUGGCACUUAUUCCAAACGAAGACACAUAGCUCACGUCGCUUUUUUCUACCUCGAUCGUCUCCUGGGUAUGUACCAGACAGUGCCGACGACGGGUCGAGUCUUUUCCCUCCAGGAAAUGCAACACGGUCACUUCUCGUCUAUUCAGAGUGAAGUGAAGAGACGGUUUAGUACUCUAUUGAAUCAUGAUGGAACACUAGGUGGUUCCAUGUCGGCUUGGGUCGAGCAAGAAGUGAGCGUCAAGACAAAGCUAUCCGUGUCACCCAAUUUAGAACUUGCAUGGGCCAUCUCACCACUCACACAACAACAGAAGAAUGAUUUGGAGUAUCUUAUUGUCAUGUGGUUUGGAAGGCUCAAUCAAACACCAGACCAGUUUCUUAGUACAAACGGACGGAUGGUGCAUCUAGAUGGGCAGUUGGCACUGCAACAAUCUGCUGUCGAAGUCUUACCCUACUUCAACGUUUGCCAGUUUCCUCGUCAUCUCGUCGAGUUGCUUAAGUAUUUAGAGAAACACGAAGAAAACGGAUGCAAACUGAGCAAACAGUUGUCUAACAUGCUGCAGUCUGAUCCUCUACGUUUACUACCAGAUGAUUUUGAGAAACAAUCUGCCGACUCGUCUCUCUCCAAAUUGGAUGAAGAUGUAGACAUGUUUCUCAAUGUUGUAGAGAAAUGUGUCAGUCGGUUUGGAGAAUCGAUUGCUUUAUACGACUAAUCGUCAUCUCACAACUGACAGAAUUCCAAUGGAAGUCGAAUUAACAUUCUGGUUGAUAUCAAUUAUAUUUGCAUUGUUUUUAUGAUUCUUAAUCGAUUGCCUAAAUAAAAUUUGUAUUAAAUGUUUGUGUUUACGUUGUAUGUGUUGUGGAGUGUACGACGUUGUCACGUGAUAGAAACACACAA
Corticium candelabrum is the source of this 2808-nucleotide messenger RNA. RefSeq lists its product as uncharacterized. Gene Ontology annotation, cellular component: extracellular region. Gene Ontology annotation, biological process: peptidyl-tyrosine phosphorylation; skeletal system development. The record is from RefSeq and is a predicted model, not a curated record. Lineage: Eukaryota; Metazoa; Porifera; Homoscleromorpha; Homosclerophorida; Plakinidae. Gene Ontology annotation, molecular function: non-membrane spanning protein tyrosine kinase activity. The transcript is spliced from 8 exons. The coding region runs from base 11 to 2623 and encodes 870 amino acids.